Molecule: messenger RNA, 4281 nt
Organism: Pelobates fuscus (common spadefoot toad)
Lineage: Eukaryota; Metazoa; Chordata; Amphibia; Anura; Pelobatidae
Gene: UBE2Q2
Product: ubiquitin conjugating enzyme E2 Q2
Exons: 13
Coding region: 253-1371 (372 amino acids)
Source: RefSeq, a predicted model, not a curated record
CCGGACUGCGCAUGUUCCGCCCAGCAGCGGCGCUUUAUCAACAGUGCGCAAGUCCGGCUGCUCUCGGUAACCCUCCUCGCCCGUGACGUCACUGCGCCGGAAGCCUCCAGGUCGGUGUCUCUCGGUGGCGUCGAUCCGCAUACAAAGGGGGAGGCAUCUGCUAUCGCUUGGUACAGGCCGGGCGGAGAGCUCGGGCCCCGGGCAUGACCUCGCUGUCUCCUCGGGCCUCCGCCGGGCGGAAAUGAGGCCAAGAUGUCGGUGUCUGGGCUGAAGGCCGAGCUGCGGCUCCUCGAGUCCAUAUUCGGGAAGGAGCACGAGAGGUUCCGGAUCAUCAGCUGGAGGCUGGACGAGCUGCACUGUGUGUUCAUCCAGAGCACGGGGGGCGCCCUGACCAUCCACUGCAACAUCACGGAAUCCUAUCCCUCUUCUGCACCAAUAUGGUUCGUGGAGUCAGAUGACCCUAAUCUGACCUCAGUUUUGGAGCGUUUGGAAGACAUUAAAAAAAGCAACACAUUGCUUCUCCAACAGCUCAAGCGUCUGAUUUGUGACUUGUGCAGACUGUACAACCUUCCUCAGCAUCCUGACGUUGAAAUGCUUGAUCAGCCUCUGCCCGCAGGACAGAAUGGAACUACAGAGGAGGUUACAUCUGAAGAGGAAGAAGAGGAAGACAUGGGCGAGGAUAUUGAAGACUUGGAUCAUUAUGAUAUGAAGGAGGAAGAGCCGGUUGAUGGAAAGAAGUCAGAGGAUGAAGGUAUUGAGAAAGAGAAUCUAGCCAUCCUAGAAAAGAUCCGAAAAAACCAACGACAGGACCAUCUUAACGUAAGUAAAAAUGGUGCAGUUUCUGGAUCCGUUCAAGCUUCUGAUCGUCUCAUGAAAGAGCUCAGGGAUAUAUACAGGUCACAGAGUUUCAAAACAGGAAUUUAUUCAGUGGAGCUUGUAAAUGACAGUCUUUACGAAUGGCAUGUUAAACUUCUCAGGGUUGAUCCUGACAGCCCAUUGCAUAGUGACCUUGUGGUUUUAAAAGAGAAAGAAGGUGUAGACUGUAUUUUACUCAACUUCUCCUUUAAGGAUAACUUUCCGUUUGAUCCUCCAUUUGUUAGAGUGGUUUCGCCUGUACUCUCAGGAGGGUAUGUGCUGGGAGGUGGCGCACUUUGCAUGGAGCUACUUACGAAACAGGGCUGGAGCAGUGCCUACUCAAUAGAAUCUGUUAUCAUGCAGAUCAAUGCCACCCUAGUCAAAGGGAAAGCACGUGUGCAAUUUGGAGCCAACAAGAAUCAGUACAACCUUGCACGAGCACAGCAAUCCUACAAAUCACUAGUACAGAUUCACGAGAAGAAUGGCUGGUACACUCCUCCAAAAGAAGAUGGGUAAAUGGAAAACCUCGGACCAAGAGUUCAAUUUUCUUUUCUAUUUCUUUCCAACACAGACCUACCAUUGCCCUUCUGGUCCUCUGUACAGCAUAUGUUAGCUAUUAGAUAAAUAAUAGGAACUCGGACCUGUAUAUUAGACCACGUCUGCUUCUCUUGAAAUGAGAGCCAUCUGCCUUUACUGAUAAGAGGCCACUCCAAAUAUUUUAAUGUCCUAUUUAAAUCAGGCAGUAUAGCUUAGUUACAUCCAUUCCACUUUUAUUAGAUUAUUGUAAAUUGCUUUCACUUUGUGUUUUUGUUUGUUUUUCCCAAUAUUCUGCUUUUUUUUUUGUUUUCUUCUUUUUUGCUUUGUAUAGUUUUUCAUUUAAAGCCAAACAAGCGUUUGAUACCGUUUAAUAACACCAAUAAGAAUGCAGUUUUAAGAUAUGGUUAAAGUAGUUUACUUUAGCUCUGAGUAAAAUCUUAAACAUUUAAAAAAGAAAAAAGAAAAAAAAAUUAAAAAUGCAAAAUGAUAAAAAAAAUAUAACUUUUUUGUAGCAUUGCCAAACUUCAUGUGUGAGAGAAGAUUGCAUUGUAUAUAAAGUCAUUAAGUAAUCCUUUAAGUGGCUUUUGGCAGAUUUAAGCUAUUUGGGGUUUCUGAUUAUUUUUCCCCCACACCUCCAUUAUUAUUUUUAUUUUUCUUCCUUUUGUUAAACAUUGUAGUUCAACUUGGACCAAACCGAAUUAAUGGCCAGGAAAUUUACUUUUUUAUUUAAGGAUCAAACCACAGGACCUCCUGUCACUUCUAUACAAAUGUAGGCACAUCUCUACUAUUUUAGAAGCUUAAGCAGGUGCUAAGAUUCGGCCCUUUUCUGUGCCUCAAGAGGUUUUUUGUGCAGUCCACCAACAAAGGAGUGUGUGAAAUAAGGAAAACAUCUUCCAAGCCUACAACUUUUUCAAGACAACAAUGUGAAUCUGGAUGUGGAAUCUUAUGCCUGCACCCUUGUUGUUGAAUGGCGUCAAUCCUACAACUCUAAACCUGUUUAAUAGACUGGUCAUUAUUUCAAUGUGGUCGUUUUGUGAGGCGAAUCUGUGCACAAGAAAGACAUGAUAGAAUAGUAUGGUUCUAUUUUCAAGCCAGGAUUUAUAUAUAUAUAUAUAUAUAUUUUUCCCUUUCCUCUGUUUAUUCUCCCCUUUAGUGCUGGAUCUUUGGUUCUAACCCAAGGAGCGUAUCACUCUGAAGCUUGAAGUAAUUUAAUACUAAACUUUUCUUAGUGUUGCAUUUUAUUAACGGGUUGUUGCAAUUGUUCUCUGAACUUCUAAAAGGAUUUUGUGCAGAAUCAAGAAUUCCACUAUAUAAAACCGUCAGACACAAGUCGUUCUAAAGCUUAGAUUUCUGGAUGAGUUGGAACACCACUUGGUUCUAAGCACAAUGAGGUUUAGAUACUUUGUGGACAAGAGACCUUUACGGGUCAUAUACUAGUUCUUACGAUUUCAAAUCUUGUUGCCUUUACCUUGCCAAAUUUGUUUGUGUGGGGUUUUUGUUUUAUUUUAGCUAGCCCCCCCUCCCCUCCCCUCCUGUACUUCUGCAAAGGUUUUGAUUCUUCAGCUUUUUUGAGUGAGCAACAUUGUUGCUUUACAAUCCAUCACACAUCUCUUGCACUCAAACUGUGCUUGAAGAUACUGACUUUGUGUAUAAUGUGGAAAAUACUGAAACGUGGUUUUUGUUUAUAUUUUUAAUAAAAACCUGAAGUAGAUUUGUAGGCAUUAUUUUUAUUUUUAUAUAGAUUUCUGUAUCACAUUUUCACCUGCAGUCAUCCGAUUUUUCUCAAACUCGCUUGUCUUGGCUGUGGAAAAAUAGCAUUUUGCCAUAAAGAAAAUGGCAAUCUUCCCCAUCAAAGUACUGCACCUCUUUUAUAUGUGAGAAAAACACUGCCUCUUGAAAUGUGGAACACUUAAUUGUGUUGGAGGGUAAUGUUUAGAUUAUUUCACUUAACAUAAAAAAAGUUGAGCCUAAAUAUGAGCACGGAUUCUGUCAAUCUUAUGAAAGUACAAUAGCAUAAUGCUUAUGAGAUUGUUAACCUGUGCCAUUCCAGUCUGCCUCCCUUUUUUUUUUUUUGGUCUGGAAUAACAGUCUGUGAUCUCAUGUGGGUUGUUCAGCUGCAGCAACAUCACCUGCCCUAAGCAGUAUCUCUGUAACCAUAUUUCGUGGUAUCUUUUCUAUGUCCGUGUUUAAAAAAUUAGAAUCUUGAUGGCAUGUGUGAGACCGAGGGUGACUGUUGGAACACGAACACUUCAAUGCUACUCCCUGGGAAUUAAAUGUAAUUUCUACCAUAAGUCCUGAACUUUGGUUCGUUGUGGAGGAUUUUCAACAAGUUACGAAAACCGUGGAUCAAGAAAAUGGGUGAACCCAGUGACCUGCAGUUUAUUUCUAGUAGUCAGUGGUUGAUAUUUUUGUCUUUAACCCCAUAAUACUUGCUGCUGUCCUGUCAGAUUUGUAAUGUGUGUCUGGUCAUUUUUAUUUUAUUUUUUUUCUGCUUGGCUUCCAAGAUAUGGUGGUUUUAAGCUUUCUAUUGGGCAAUGAUUGGGGAAAGCUCGUAAAACUUCCAUAACAUUGACUAUAUGCAAAGUUACUUCUAAUGGAUGUGUACAUGGAGCCUCCUGUUUUUGUAAGAAGCACAUUUUGAUUUCUUAUUUUGCUUGUACAGAUGAUGGGAGCUCUUAGACAUCCAUUCAUUGGAGCCUUAUCUUGAAAGGCAACAACUUUAAGAAUUAAAUCAAUCUGUUUAUUGGGUUAGAAGGUUGCUGAUUUGGCAUGCUUUUUUCUGUUUUUGGUUUUUUUGUUUUGUUUUUUUCAUUGCAGACUUAUUUGGCAAUGUACAGUAAUCUGUAAACUUGCAUCAAGUUUAUGAUUAAAGAACCAUUUUAAGAAAUA